Aaosphaeria arxii CBS 175.79 is the source of this 798-nucleotide messenger RNA. RefSeq lists its product as uncharacterized. Bases 105 to 560 code for a protein of 151 amino acids. NCBI's taxonomy places the organism in Eukaryota, Fungi, Ascomycota, Dothideomycetes, Pleosporales. The record is from RefSeq and is a predicted model, not a curated record. The transcript has a single exon.
AUGAUUACUUGUUUGCACAAGAUGUACAAACAUUGAACAUUUGCAGGCCAGAACGAGAGAAGGUCAGAUGGCGACAUACAGCAAAGGGAGAGGUAGCCGUGGACAUGCGAAAGAAAACGACAUUGCCCCACAAAAGCACAUCAUCGUUGGUGGGGAAUCGAUGCCAGUUCAUUGGAGUAUCUUUCCCUAGCGAGACGGGUCGGUCACUCACUGGUCAUCCCGACAAACCCUGCGCUCCCGCCAUCCCUACCAAUUGCAUAUCCACUCUCCGCUUGGAACGCUCUAACAUGACUACAUCACGCUUGUCACUUGCUCUUCCAUCCACACCACAUCCACUCUCCAAGCAGAAUCCGCGUCUGCGCCAGUGCGGGAUGAUGAACCUUUUAAAUAUUUUUAUUAUGUCACUACUAAAAAUAUUGUAUCAAACCAGCAAGUCUGUUGAGCUGACCUGGUCAAGCCCUUCCUCAAAAGAUGAAAUGUCUGCCCGCCGUUGCCGGAGUUAUACUCUCAUAUUGGACUUAGCUGUCCCUUCGCCGUCAUUCACCGCGCAUCCUAUUUGAUAUCAAAUGAACGCCUCUUGUCACGCAAUAGUCCCUUCAAAUCGCCAAAGAUUCAGCAGUGACAUUUGAUAUCGCCAAUCCUUUCUUUCUUGGGCCUACGAGCUGUUGCUGGUUGACAUCCCUACCCCCAUCUCAGAUCGCCCGUUCUUAAUUUCACCAAUCCGCGGCUACAUCGAGGUCUUCCUUUUCAUUUCCUGCUCCUAGAUCUGGGUCCAGGUGCCAGACGCAACCCUGGUAU